Oppia nitens is the source of this 1730-nucleotide messenger RNA. Its product is annotated as choline/ethanolamine kinase-like. Gene Ontology annotation, molecular function: choline kinase activity; ethanolamine kinase activity. The record is from RefSeq and is a predicted model, not a curated record. The transcript is spliced from 5 exons. Gene Ontology annotation, cellular component: cytoplasm. NCBI's taxonomy places the organism in Eukaryota, Metazoa, Arthropoda, Arachnida, Sarcoptiformes, Oppiidae. The coding region runs from base 152 to 1333 and encodes 393 amino acids. Gene Ontology annotation, biological process: CDP-choline pathway; phosphatidylethanolamine biosynthetic process.
GUGUUUUUACGUAAUAUAAAAGCAUUUAUUAUUAUUAUUUGUAAAUCUCUGGUAUUGAACGUCAAAAUUAUUAAUUAAUUAAUUAAUUAUUAGUUGUUUUUUUCAUUUGUGAGACAAACGUGUAUCGCAUGACAUAUAAUUUAUUUGAACAAUGGAGACAAUAUCAAUGUUCAUCAAUGACUAUCAUCUUAACAACAAUAACAACAACCCGUCACCGGAGGACAAGUCGUUCCCAUUUAACGGCCAAAUGCGAGAUCAGGCCUACGAUAUCUGUAGGCGAUUCUUGAGUGGCGAAUGGAACCGCAUUUCCAGCGAUGAUAUGGUCUUCAAAACAGUCAGUGGAGGACUAAGUAAUUACCUGUACUACUGUUCAUUACCGUCAACGCACACACCACUCAAUGGUGAGCCCAGUCAAGUGCUUCUACGAAUGUAUGGCCAACUAUUGGAUGGGAACGAUACGAAGGUUACCGAUUCGGUGAUAACGAUGUUGUUAUCCGAGCGAAAUCUCGGGCCUAAACUGUACGGUAUAUUUCCCGGCGGACGACUAGAAGAAUACAUUCCUGCCCGAGCGAUGCAUUGUUCCGAACUUAAAGUUCCUAUUUAUGCCGAAGCAAUUGCCCGUAAGUUGGCCACUGUUCACGUACUUGACGUACCUAUCAAUAAGGCGCCGACGUGGCUGUUCGAUACGUUUGACCAGUGGUUACAUUCAGUGUUGAAUCCACCAGAAGAUUGUCAACAACAGAACCCCAACCUUAAAGUGGAACAACAGUUGUGUGCCUUUGACUUCACAACAGAGAUCAAGUGGUUGAAAGAGUUUCUGUUGAGUUGCAACUCUCCGACUGUCUUCGCACACAAUGAUCUUCAAGAAGGAAAUAUAUUACUCCCGGAAAAGUCUUCCGUUGAUAACUUUGACGACACUAUUGUGUUCAUUGACUUCGAGUUUUGUGCCUAUAAUUAUCGAGGCUUUGACUUAGGGAACCACUUCUGCGAACGAAUGUUCGACUAUUCCAAUCCUGACUUUCCUAACUACUACUCCUAUUUGGACGCCUAUCCCACUGAAGACGACCAAAGGUUAUUCAUGAAAGAGUACAUAAAGAGGUCAAAAGACUUGACACCGGGAAAAGAAACCGAAGAUGAGUUGAUGAAAGAGGCCAACUGUUUUACACUGGCAUCUCAUAUGUUAUGGACUUUAUGGAGUAUUAAUAACGCCCGCACCUCUAAAAUACAGUUUGGUUAUUGGGAAUAUGGAUUAACUCGAUUGACAGCUUACAAGAGUCACAAGAAACAGGUGCUCAGGAAAUACUGUUCAACACAUCAGACAUUGAAACCUUAGCUUAGUUUUGUUUAGACGAUUACGAGUAGAAAAUUGUUUAUAAAUAGUACAUAAAAUGUAUAAAAAUGUUAUCACUUGUUAUGAAUACCAUUGAAAUAAUUCUAGUUUUUUAAAUUGAAAAAAAAAUCAUUUGAUCAAACCAUCCAUUAGUUGUUUCUACAUAUUAUAGAAAUAAUUAUAUUUAAUUUUUUUCAAUAUAAAGUACUUAUUGAUUAUGAUAUAAAUAUUCUUAAAAUUUGAUGCAUAAUUAUCAUAACUAUAUUUUUAUGGUUACCGGUAGUAUAAUAUCAUAAAGAGACUUACAAUUCUAUAGUUGUUUACUUAAGAUAUUAUAAACAAUGAAGAAAUUGAGUAAAUGAGUUGAUAAGACUGAUAAUUGAUUUGACAAAAUUGUUAU